Molecule: messenger RNA, 1636 nt
Organism: Spodoptera frugiperda (fall armyworm)
Lineage: Eukaryota; Metazoa; Arthropoda; Insecta; Lepidoptera; Noctuidae
Product: putative malate dehydrogenase 1B
Exons: 5
Coding region: 112-1635 (507 amino acids)
Biological process (GO): malate metabolic process; oxaloacetate metabolic process; tricarboxylic acid cycle
Molecular function (GO): L-malate dehydrogenase (NAD+) activity
Source: RefSeq, a predicted model, not a curated record
AUUAUCAAUCUCAAACUUGUCAGUAUGUUUUGAAUAUUCGUAAUAUUGCGAGUGUUUAUAAUAAUAUUAUAUAUUGAUUAUAUAAAAAGGUUGAUCUUAACGAAAUAAAAAAUGGGAUUCCGCAUUAUAAUUGCUGGAGAGACUCAAUGUUCUGCUUACGCAGAGACGUGUCUUCUAGCCGAUUAUCUUUCACAAAAUCUUCCAAAUUUUUGUUUCCACUGUAUAGAAAAAUCUGUCAUGGAAUGGAAAUCUUGGUUAUGUAAAGUAAACAUGAAAAAUAAAUGGCAUCAUAAGGAGUCACCUAUUGUUUGGAAAGAAUUAUUGAUGAAGGGAAGUAAAGCACAAUAUAUUGGAGGGGCCUCAGAAUUUUUAGAUUAUUGUUAUUCAUAUUAUAAUUUUGACGCAUUAUUUUCAUCGGAAAAGUAUGCUGGUUUACUUAGCAAUAUUCUACAAUUUAAGAAAAAACUUCAUCUAGAAAAUAUUUUACACCAAUUGGAUGUAGUCAAAAGGCCAACAUUAGAUGCUCCUCCUCAAAAGAAGUUUGUAAUAACUAUUUCUGGGGCCGGCCACUUAUUAGCUAUGCAUUUGAUAUCGAGCUUAGUUGAUCAUAAAAUAAUGGAGAGUGAUAAAACUAUUCACAAAAUCUAUUUGUAUGAUGAACGUUGUACCCCAUCGUUUAUGAAUUAUAUUGAAAAAGAAUGUUCUUACGUCCAAACUGAUAACCCAGGAAAAGACAUAAAAUGUGUCAGUAAAAUUGGGGUUGCACUCACUAGUACUGAUGUACUUAUUAUUCUGGACCAUGUACCGUUUGAUGAAAGUAAACCAAUGGGAACUUGGCUACAAGGAAACAGAAAAAAAAUGAAAGAAUUGGCUCUUAUGAUCAAUGCUUCAGGAUCCCGUAAAAUGUAUAUAAUUUUCCCCAAUUUGGGACCCGCUUGCUAUAAUGCUACAAUUCUGAGGAAUUACGUUAAUAUUAACAAAAACAACAUAGUGGUUGCGACUUCUGAUGUUGGAAUGGAAAUUUUGCCGGUAGUAGCAAAAGUCGCUCAAGUGCCUAUGAGAAAUAUCUUUUGCCCUCCGGUGUGGGGAUUCGUCGGAAUAAACAAAUUAGUUGAUAUACAAACAACAAUACAUAUGUACAACACCUUCAAUCCAUACAAAAGAUACACAAGAGUGAGACAAUCAUCUCUGAAUAUAGGAUCUAUCACUCCCGAAAGGCGUCCUCUAGAUUACCUAAUGCACUUUAAUGAAACUCUAUGGAUGGAAGUAGCCGAGAUGAAAAAAAAGUUUGGACAUGGACAAGCAAGAUUAAGCAAAGCCAUUGCCGUCAUCAGUUUGGUAAAUUUAUGGCUUUUAAACCCGAGCCCCGACCAUAUAGUAUGCCUAGGCAUUUGUUGUGAUGGAUCAUUUGGAUUAAAUUUUGAUGGGAUAUUUUCUCAACCUGCAAGAUUUGUCGAUGGGCGAUGGGAACCAGCUACAGACUUUCUUAUGCCAAAGGAUCGCCAAAUGAAGUUACCAUAUUUAAUUGAUAUAGCCAAAUUGACAAUGACGAUGGCUCCCGAAGAUCUACCAGAAAUUCAUCAAUAUGUUCCUUGCUCGUGUAAACAGAAAACUUACACAAUUAAAGAGAAGUAGU